This is a messenger RNA of Oncorhynchus nerka (sockeye salmon), 2355 nucleotides long. RefSeq names its product capping protein, Arp2/3 and myosin-I linker protein 2-like. Bases 17 to 793 code for a protein of 258 amino acids. The record is from RefSeq and is a predicted model, not a curated record. The transcript has 5 exons. NCBI's taxonomy places the organism in Eukaryota, Metazoa, Chordata, Actinopteri, Salmoniformes, Salmonidae.
UGGAGUCCCUAAUCACAUGGGGCGAGUUGAUGAGGGAGUUGAAGAGUUCUUUACUAAGAGAGUCCUUCCUGUCGACACAAUGAAAACACAGAAUGAGUCUGAGGAACCCCCCAUUACUGAACAGGAAGUGGAAGUAGCGCCUGCUAGCGCCGUCCCUUGCCCCGCCCCUUCCAGAACCCUACGGAGGAAGCUGGGCGAGUUCUUCACCCUUAAAAAGCGGAGGGCUGUGAAAUCAGAGGGAAGCCAAGAGGGGAAGGCCAAGAAGACCUCCAUCGCCGACCUAAUUCGGCCUCUUAGGGAGGCCACCAGAGCUGAAAAAGAUCAAGUGAAGGAGAAUGAAAAAGUGAAAGAGAAGGAGAGUGUGGAUGACAGCUUUGUGACAGGAGAUCCAGUGGAAGCAGAAACCCCUCCUGAUGGUCCCACUCCACUGAGGGGUGAGGCUCCACCCCGUCGUGCGCUAAGAGAGGGGAAGUCACAGUCUCUCAUUCUGCUUUCUGGAUCCGCAGCCAACGCUGGGAACACCAAGAACACUGCACAAGGGAAGGUAGAUAUUCAAAUGUGUUCAACCGACCCUUUGAAACAAUUUGAUGGGUUAAAGCAAUUUGGUCAAUUCUACACCGCCUAUGAAAGGAUUGUUUUUGCUUUUAUUUGCUUCUCCUUGGUUCUGGUUAGUUUCAGAAACACUCGUCUGACAGCCAUCAUGGCUUUGAGCAGCGCCUCCAGCUCAUGCUACAACGUAUUGGUGUGUCCAAAGCUCAGCCAGGAGAGACACAGAGUCAGGAGGGAGAGAUGAAAAAAGCUGAAUCAGAGGGCACUAUCAUCGAUAAUAAACCUGAGCCCCCACCCACAUUUAUGAAGCCCCGGACCAUGUCCACUUCAUCAGAUACGAGACGAGCGGUCCGACAGAGUGUGUCCGCACAUGAGUCAGCUGGGAAACCUGCUCUGCCUCCUAAGCCAAUAAUUAAGCGAGGCCCAACCCCACCUCCCACUAUCUACAGUCAUCUCACCCCUGAGAAUGACCUAUCCCAAAUACAGGAAGGAGAAGCAUGUUCCCCCACAGACCCCACCCCUAGUAUCACUGAUACCCCUACCAGUUCUAAACCUAUCCCCACUGACACCACUAUUCCCAUCACUGUCCCAGAUCCCACUAACUCUUCUAUUCCCACAGACACCAUCAUUCCCUCCCCUGUCCCAGAUCCCACUAACUAUUCUAUUCUCACUGACACCAUCAUUCCCUCCCCUGUCCCAGAUCUCACUAACUCUUCUAUUCCCAUUGACACCAUCCUUCCCCCCGCUGUCCCAGAUCCCACUAACUCUUCUAUUCCCACAGACACCAUCAUUCCCUCCCCUGUCCCAGAUCCCACUAACUCUUCUAUUCUCACUGACACCAUCAUUCCCUCCCCUGUCCUAGAUCCCACUAACUCUUCUAUUCCCACUGACACCAUCAUUCCCCCCGCUGUCCCAGAUCCCACUAACUCUUCUAUUCUCACUGACACCAUCAUUCCCUCCCCUGUCCCAGAUCCCACAAACUCUUCUAUUCUCACUGACACCAUCAUUCCCUCCCCUGUCCCAGAUCCCACUAACUCUUCCAUCCCCGUUUCUACUACUGAUACUUCCUCUAAUUCAACCCCCAAUGACAUCAUCCCCUCUACAAUGUCUGCACCUACCCCUAUCAAUACUACAGCGCCCACCCCCAACACCACCACCUUCAUCCCCAGUACUAACCCUGCCACAACCACUACCAAUACCUCCAUCACAACUACAUCUGGCCCUAUGAAUAUUACAACUUCCACCCCCCUACUGACAUGAACUUUGACUCUAUCCCCACUAUUACCCCCACCCCAACUCCCCCUGCCUCCACUGACUCCACCACCCCAACCACCUCUGCGUCGUCCAUCUCUAAUCUAGUCACAAUCACCAUUACAAGCAUUACUACCCCAACACCUGUUAACACUAAUACUGAUACCCAUACAUCAACAACCCCCAUCACUAAUGCUUCUAGCCCUACCCUUACUGAUACUACCGCCUCAACUUCUACUGACUCGACAACUCCAACACUAAAUACUACCAUCUCCAUAAUUGCUUCUGCUGGCAACAACACUUCUACUCCCGCCCCCACUACCUCUCUGUGUCCCACCCCCACUAACUCUCUGUGUCCCACUACCUCUCUGUGUCCCACCCCCACUACCCUAAUUACUAAUUCAGUUACCCCACCUACAUCUCCUGCUGCUACUAUAACAACCUCGACCCUUAAUUCUAUGAAUGGUGCUUCCACUCCUACCCAUAUCUCCAUAAACUCCACGAUCUCCAACACUACCCAAACUGGAACUCACAAUACCAGCGCAACUAACUCUG